Molecule: messenger RNA, 4116 nt
Organism: Wallemia mellicola CBS 633.66
Lineage: Eukaryota; Fungi; Basidiomycota; Wallemiomycetes; Wallemiales; Wallemiaceae
Product: FAS1 domain-containing protein
Exons: 3
Coding region: 14-2905 (963 amino acids)
Biological process (GO): macroautophagy
Cellular component (GO): fungal-type vacuole membrane
Source: RefSeq, a predicted model, not a curated record
CAAUCAUAAGAGAAUGACGUAUAGCUAUCGGCCAAAUAAAUCGACGAUAUCGGUGAUAUUUAUAAUUUUAAGUACGCUAUUAAAUUAUAUUAAAGCAGCAGAUUCUUUCCCAUGGCCUGGUAGAGGUAAACCUGUGUCAUCCACUUUCACACCUAUCAAUCCUACUUCACCAGCCGAGUUGACAGUUAUCGAUGUACUAAGCAGUGAUGAACAGUAUAGCGAUUUAUUGCGAAUAAUACAACGCUUGAAGUUAGUCCCAGCCAUUAAUAAACUCGGCGAUAUCACUCUCUACGCCCCCACGAACGACGCCAUUAGGGAGGCACAACAUGCUAUGACUGAUAACAUCAACGACGAAGCUAGAGAGACAAUAUUUUAUCAUAUGCUAAAUUAUACUAUCACUUCUCAAUCGGAUCAAAUAUUACAUCAGACAUUAUUACAUCCAGACAGCGAACACGUUAAACCAAAGAAACCACAUUCCCCUUGGUUUCCUGAACCAGGCGAUGGAAAACCUCUAUCUGGUGCCGGUCAACAAGUCCGUAUUGGUCGAGCAAACUCGACAGAUAUUUGCUAUGGUCUGCCCGACUUACCAGUUGGGGAGAAGUAUCAUGGCAAUUGCCAUGAGAAUGGCGCUGCUACAGUUUUAUCAAAGGAACCAAAACAUGCUCGUAACGGUGUUGUCUAUCCAAUUGACAAGGUCAUCAGCCCGCCCGGAGAUUUAGCUACUCAGAUACGCAAUCAUCCAUCGCUCUCCACUCUGCUUGAACUCAUCCCUGCACAAGCAAUCUCUGCUCUCGAGCAACGUGCAGCAAAUGGCUUCACACUCUUUUUACCGACAAAUGAAGCAUUCAAAACGCUGGAUAAGACUGUAUACUCAUACCUUCAUAAUCAAAUAUACGCAAGUUCAGAUCUUCUCGAUUUGAUGUCCGGUCAUAUUGCUGUUGGGAAGGGUGUAGGUUGGAGCACGACUUGGGACACUCAGAAAGAAUACGAUACAAACCUUAAAACAAAACUACAGGUUAACGACAAAAAUACUGUUAAAUUAGAUUCACAUACAUCGGCACAAAUCAACACAUUUGAUAUAUUAGCCUCUAAUGGCGUCAUACAUCUUAUUGACUCAUUCGUGACGCCACCUCAACUUCUUUUACUGGAUUCUGAAAAGAUCUUGAUUGGCUUGAAUGCCACUCGGUUUGUGGAUUUGUUCAGAUCGGCGAAGCUUUCAAACAAAUAUCUGAAAAAUGACCAAGACAAUAUGACUCUUUUAGUAUUCCAUAAUGAUGUCUUCGAGGGCACAAACGAUAUUAAAGAAGUAGAUGCUCUGGCUACAGCUUCAGAUGAUCAGAAUGAAAUGGCUAUGACACUCAAGUAUCACAUUAUCCCUGGUAAUAUCCGCAAAGAUGAUGUUAAGACUGGCGAGCUAAUUGAGACUGAGUUAAGGACAAGACUGCUUGGAGAUAAGGGACAGCGUGUCGUUGUAUCAAAAACUAAAACACCAAGCGACAAAUCCAGUAAAACAAAUAAGUCUGAAAAGCACACCGGUUGGAGUUUCAACCAUGCUAGCGUUCUUAGCGAUGAACACAAAGUAGGAAACAAAACUAUCUACUUCAUUUCAUCGGUUUUGGAACCACCAAGAGAUGUCAUGAGCGUAGCAGUCUCAGACCUUCGUUUAUCAACUUUCGUCGCAUCAGUAUAUGCAGCUGGAAUGGACGAAUAUUUGAAACAUAUACCAGCAACAACCCUUGUCAUUCCAACAAAUGACGCAUUCGAAGAAUUGGGUUACGCAAUGAAGUAUUUUCUCAAAUCUCAAGCAAAAGCUGAAUUAAAACAGCUGAUUAAUUACCAUAUCAUUGAUGAUAUUGUCUACACCAAAAGCCUCUCAAAUGGAACUUACAAAACUCUUUCGGAUGUUCCCUUAGAUGUCAAUGUACACAAUAAGGGCAAUACAACUGAGAUGGCUCUAGGUUCACCAAGAAAUGUCGCAGGUUAUCCUCUAAAUGGCGAAGAAAGAAAAGCAAUCAUUAGUGAAGGAGAUAUAUUGACGUCUAGUGGUGUUAUUCAUGUUAUUGAUCAGGUGGAACGUUCUCCAAUGGUGGACAUCACAUUAAGAAAGUUAUUCAAAGGUAGCAACGCUAAUACUAUGUUAGAUCUUUUCCAAAAGGCCGGUUAUCAAUGGUUACUCGAUGGAAAAGCUCCACCAAUGGAAGAUGACAGUAAUCCCUAUGAGAAACAUAACUCAUCUACUGGACAUCCGGUUAAACCAUAUACAGUUUUAACGCCUACAGAUGCGGCAUUCACGCAUAUAAACCUCACCCACUACCUUGAUGAUAGAGCUGCAUUGGAAGCCUUAGUGAGAAUGCAUAUUUUACCUGCACCUCCGGAUUACCUCGACGAAGAUUACAGCUAUGCUCUUGAGGAAGAUCGUACAACUGAUAACGGCCAACCACUUUACAUUAGUGAUGAUAUGGCAUACCCUUCUCUACUAUCUUACACCGAAGGUGGUCCAUCACGUUAUGGCGACGUUGCAUUCAAGAAAUCUCAAAAUGGUUGGACUGUCGGUAUAAGAGGCGCUCGUGGCGUUAAUGGCCCGGAAGAUUUCGCAAGUGUAUUAGGAUUUGGUCGAGCUUCACCUCAUUUCUACAACAGCACCAGCGAUUUUGAGAUCAAUAGAAACAAUGAUCUAGACAAUGAUGACCCACACGCUAUGUCAAUUGGUGGUGGGAUUGUUGUAUUGGACUCCGUACUCAUCCCCUACGAGCCAUCGUGGAUAUACAGAUGGGGUUGGAUAGUCUUCACCGCAAUCACAGGAACUGGUGUGCUUGGUGCAGGUGGGUACGCCUCUUACGUUACGUACCAGCGGAGGAAAGAGAUAAGAGCAGGUUAUCAAUCACUAGAAGGUGAAGAAGAUUAAACGACAUAGUGAAAUCUGAUUGUAUUUGUCAAACAAUUUUGUACUACUAGAAAUAAAUUAAAUUUUUAAGCUUUAAGUGAUUCCAAAGCUUGUGACUUGAAUUUGACGAAUAAGUCCUUAGCUUCAGUCCAAACGCGAGCAGAUUCACGGUUCGUCAGUUCGAAGAGUGAUGGGAGAAGAUCGUGAGAGAAAGCGUCAGAAGACUCUCUUGGAAGGAGAGUAGGAAGGUGGUCAAUUGAGACGACUUGCAUUGGUGCAAGACCCUCCUUAAGUUCGACUGGUACUGUUGGCUUGUCGAAUGUUGUGUUGACAUUGUAGAUUGGGAUUGGGUUGUUAGGGUUGGUAGUAUCACAGCUGACAUCGACAACGGUUGAUAGGCGACGGUCAUUGCCGCUAGCUUCGAUAAAUUGUCUGUCGAUGAAGUUUGGAAUCUUUGAGCUGAGGUAAAUACAGUUAACGAAGAUAUCAACAUCCAAAAUUUCCUUAAAUGGACCACCCUUGGCGGUUUCAUUCAUAUCCCACUUGAUGAUGUUCUCAUCAGCCAAUCCAGCCUUUUGGAAGAGGGAGACAGCACCUCUACCGCAUCUACCGAGUGCACCAAUAACGAGGGCCUUUACUGGCUUAUCAGAUUUUGCAGAUUGAAUCUUUUGCUUGAGGUCUUUGAUCAAUUCAUCUUCAUUUGGGUAUGGCUCAAGGUGACCGAGUUCUUUGCCUUCUUGUUGGGCGAUAUGUGCGAGUAAACCUACUGCUGCACCAGCGAAACCGGCAUGGAAACCGAAAGCAGCGACACGACGUCCACUGUCGUCUGUGAGGAAUUCCAAAUCGUAGAGACUGCCAUUUCCAUCAGCGAAACGCUUCAAUACGUCAGCCCAUCCAGCUUGUUGCUUGUAGCAGUGUGCGAAUUGAAUGUGAGUGUGCUCUAAUGGUGUAUCCUCAACUGGCAAUUCCUUUAAUCCAACGAUGAGGGUGUCCUUUGGUGCUGUUGGCCAUGAGCUGUGUGGUGCGAGCUUUGCGCCAACUCUUGGGUAUCGUUAGGAAAUAUAAUGCAGCAGGCAUUUAUCCUACCUUUCAUAUUCCUCGUCGUCGAAAAUACGCUGUGGGUCUCUCUCCACCGUAACGUCAAAACCUCUAUCGAGGAGGGCCUUAGUUGUGGCUGGAGUGAGAGCUGCUCUCUUCUCAAAUUCCUUAGUUUCGCAUCUUAACCAGAGUUU